This is a messenger RNA of Anopheles darlingi, 486 nucleotides long. RefSeq lists its product as uncharacterized. The transcript has 3 exons. The coding region runs from base 1 to 486 and encodes 161 amino acids. NCBI's taxonomy places the organism in Eukaryota, Metazoa, Arthropoda, Insecta, Diptera, Culicidae. The record is from RefSeq and is a predicted model, not a curated record.
AUGAGAAAUUUAAGGGAAAAACCGGGCCAGCGAGGUUUUGCAUUCUGCUGCUCGGCAUCGGCGAUUCUGCUGCUCGGCAUCGGAUUGCUGGCUGAAGUUUCUGGCACAAGUGCAGCAGCAUCAGGACCGGUGCUAGGACCAGCAGCAGCAGCAGCCGCAACUCGAUCCGAUCCACUAUCGGCAGCCCAGGCUUACUUCGAUGCCGUUGCACCGGAAGAUCGAGAAAAUUUCAUCAAGUUUCACCUGGACAAGGCGCUGGAGCAACGCAUACCGUACUACAAGAGCAGCACACCGCAGGAGUUCACCACCUACCAAGACUCGCAGGAACCGGAGCACUUUUCCGUCAACCUGUUGGACCACUUCAUGACCUCGUUCGGGCUCGACCAGCUCGAGGUGUACGAGUUUGUCGCGCUCGGCAUCAUCUGCUUUCCGUCCGGCUGGUGCUUCAAUCCGGACGACGUCGGUAACAUCUGCUGCCCGUUCUGA